GGGCCCGCCUACGCUCGGCCGCUGCCUCUACCGCGCCGCCAGCAGAGUCGGCUGCCCCGAAAGCCGCCUGGCGCUUGCGAGUCAUGGCGGCGUGAACCAGGGAGCAGCGUUUUGGCAGGGCUGCGCGAGCAGCCUGCCCAGAGCUCGAGUGGACGCGGACGCAAUAGAGGCCAGCUCGACAGCUACCACCACCGCGCUGCCGCCCACGACCUCGACGGUGGUGGACUGCCCGGCGCCUGUGGCGCCAGUGCCGGCCGCGCCGCAGCCGCUGCGGGUGGUUGGAGACGGGCUGACGGCCACGGUGGAGGUUCCGCUCGCCGCGCUGGCUGGAAUCGCGGCCGCUGGCGCUUACGGCGCCGCCUUGAGGCAGCUGACGCGGCGCUGCUCGGCGAGGAUCGUUCUCGAGCCGAUCGGCGAGGCCAGGAUCCACAUGGCGCAGUGGUUGCUGCAGUGGCCAAGCGAUGCCGAUGGCUCGGAGUGGAUGGUUUAUACGGCGGAGACCGACUUGUAUGCAGAGACCUGGACGGACUACCGCCGCUCCGCAGUGACGUGGACGGGCGGGAGGCGUUUCCCACCUGGCGUUCGGAACGUUGUUACGUUCAACAGGCCUCUGUUCGACGCCGAGGCGAUCAGCCUCCUGAGUCGCAGCGACGCCGCGGACUGGUGGACGCAGGACGCAGUUGACUGGAACGGUGGGCGGCUGGCCGCGCCUCCCGCGACGGCGGCGGAGGUGCCGCGAGUGCGGCGGCGGUUGCGGGGCAAGCACUCGGCGGCCCAGACCGAGCCCGCCGCCUUGCCGCUCGCCGACGGCGGGGUGCUGCCGCCUCCGCCGCCUGAGCCGCGGCCCCCCGGGUGCCGGGCGCCGGCGUCGAUGGAUGCUGGCGACGCGUUCGGGCGCGAGCUCGAGCUGAGCGCCGCUGCGAUCCUUCGAGGGCGACGCGGGCUCGACCGCGGCGCCGAUGGCGAGUGGGUUCCGAUCGGGCACGCCCCGACAGAAGAGACCGAGAGCUCGCGCGGCGCCAAGAUCGCGGCGGCCGAUCGGCUGAGGCCUGCGAGGGCCAGGCUGGACGAUCGCCCCUUCCCUGCUGGCGAGGUCGGGGGCGCUCGCGCGCCACCCGCGGAGCCUGGCGGGGCGGGCGCCGCCGCUGCUGACGGCGCUGGACAGGAGGACAUCCGCACUUGUUGGAUCGACGUGGAGGUCUUCCCGGACCCCGGCCUGCGCGGACCGCCCGCCUGCUUGGAGGUGUGCCGCAAGAUGUGCCGCCGCGGCGGCGCGCCGAAGAUCUGGUUUCAGGGGCGGCGCAGGGCGACGGGGACCUCUCGGCGAGACCGAGCGCGCCACGAGCUGCAAACACUCAUGGAGCGUUUGUUCCUCGCGGGCACCUACGACAAGGUGAACGCGGGGGCGCUCGCGUCUCUGGAGGUGGUCGCUCGCCCGCUGCUGCAGUGCACGGAGGCCUACGCGCGCAGGGCGGACUUCGCCGACUGGGCCGCGGCGAAGCACCUGGCGGGGACUACCAAACCGCUGGACUUGGUGUCGGGCGCGCAGCGGAGCUUCGCGAGCCGGCUCAGCAAGGAGGAGCACGAGCUGGAGGCGACGGCGGCCGCGGGGCAGCUGCGGCGGCCGCGGAGGCUGGUGGGCCGGCGCCCCCUGGAGGCGGCGCGGCAGGAGAGGGCGCUAAAGAUGGCGGAGACGGUGGCCGCGGCCGCGGACGCGGACGCAGAGGCGGGCGGAGCCGCGGGCGUCGCCCGCCGGGCAACCGAGUGCGAGGGCCUCGGCGCGGCCCAGCGGCGGCGGUGGCUUCGCGAGGCCCUCGCCAGGCUUCUUAAGGGCAAGGCGGGAUAUGCCCCGCUUGGCUCGACCAGCAUGGGCUCCCACGAGCGCUCGCGGGCGAGCUUGCCAGACAGCGUCGUCGACGCGCCGAGCCUGGCCACUGUGCUUCCCGCGCUGGCGAGGCUCUAUCUCGAGGAGUUUGCCAACAGGGUGCUGCCCCCGCCUCGGGGGGCUGCACUCGUGCGGGAAUUUGACGGAUUCGCAGGUUGUCAUACCGAUCCUUUGCUGCUGCAGCGGCCGAGGAGUUACGGGAAGUUCGUUCGGCGCGCGCUCGCCGUCGGCCUGGUCAGCCAGCCCCGCCGACCGUUGAGCGUGCUUGGCUUAUUUGUCGUGAAGAAGAUGGAUGGUGCUCGUCUUCGUCUGAUCGUGGACUGCAGGAGGGGCAACGCUGCGUUCCGCCCACCCCCGGGCGUCGACUUGCUGUCGGGCGAGGGGCUCGGUCGCAUAGAGAUGCCCAUCUUGGAGGAGGGCGACUACUCACCACUCUGCGCUGUGCUUGGGGUGGGUGACGUUGCCGUUGCCGAUUGCUUGCGCACGAUGAAAUUAGACUGUGAUAUCAGACGUUAUCUUUGCUGGCCGCCGCUGGGCGUUGCCUUGACUGGAGAGACGCUGGUGGAGGGCCGCCCCGUGAAGGAAGGCGGAUUGGUUAAGCCUAUGAGCCAGAGCCUUUCCAUGGGCUUCUCGUGGUCGCUGUACUUCGCUCAGGCUGCCAACCAGUCACGGCUUCACGGGCAGCCUUCGCUGGCCCAUACCUUUCGACUGAGCGAUCGCGGGCCGCCGCUGGUGCUGUGCGGCGGCGAGGAGCCUGCCAUGGGGCACUUUAUUUACGUCGACAGUGCCGGCGUCCUCGGGCUGGCGGAGGCGCGCGUGCGAUCGGCGCUUCUGGAAGCCCAGGCGGACUUCGAGAAGGACCACCUGAAGUUCCACGAGGUUGAGCUGCUGCCCGAGGGGGGCCGCAGCUCGGGCUGCCACGUGGAUGGCCGGCGCCGCGCUACUCGGCCGACCGACAAGAGGUGCGCCACGCUGCGGAAGGGCCUCAGGUGGUUGCUGAAGCGUCGGAAGGUCGCAGGCUGGCAGCUGGAGAUGGUGCUGGGCCACAUGACGUUCAUGGAGCGGACCUGCUACCUCGGUAUCAUGGUGAUGUUGGGGUCGAGCUGGACCCGCGCGUGGGCGCCUGUGAUCUACUCCUCCGACGCCAGUCUCUACGGCGACGGCGUCGCCGAGGCGAGCUUCGACCCAGAGACCGUGGCAGAGGUCGGGCGCAUCUCAGAGCUGUCGCGGCGGCGCCUGCGCGCUGGGCUCGCGAGGCAGCGCGCCCUCGAGUGCGCCGGCUUCCUGCUCGACGGCGAAACGGCCGAGGUCGUCCGCGAUGCCAGCGGGGCGCCGCGCCAGCUGGACGCCGAGCUGCAACGCGCGCUGGCCAGCGAGCGUUGGGAGGUCGAUCCCAGCUUCCCGGAGGUGCCCAGCCAGUUGUUGCAUGACUCCCGCUGGUCCACAGCGAUGGCAGACAGGCGGGCGCAGAGCAGGACUGCUGUGCCAGUGGACUCGCCCGCGACCGAGAUGGGCCGCAGGCGCGCGUGGACGCUGAGCGCGGGGGAGGACCGACUGGCGCGGCUGGGGGGCCCACCCGCCCAGAGGGCGCGCACGCUGGAUCGCGGCCGCGGGCUCGCUGCGACGUUGGCGGUGGGGCUACCCGUGCAGGUGCCUCCCCGGGCGAGCGUGGAGGCCCGCCUGGAGCUGGGCCAGCGCCAGGGCCUUCGCCCCCCAGUGGGCGCCGCCGCCCGCGCGGGCACCGCGACCGAGGCCGCGGGCGUGAGCGAGGAGAGCAGCGACGCCGAGGAUGCCCCCGCUGCGGGCAGCAGUUCGAAGAGCUACCUCGAGCGGCGGUCAGUUGGGGCAGCCGCGCUCGAGACCAAUCGCCAGUGCGUGCUCGCGUUCUGCGUCUGGGCCCGCCGCUCGCCGGUCGCGCUGCCAGAGCCCGCGGAGCUGGGCGCCCACCUGGUGGACUACGUGAACGCGGAGUUCUUGCAGGGGGUGAAGAGCUGGCGGGGCGAGAAGCUCAUGGCCGGCCUGAUGUUCUCGCACCCGGACUGUGGCCGCCUGGGGUGGCUGCGUCUGUCGCGGGCCCUGCGCUGCCGCAGGGGGCGGAAGAAGCUUUCACCAUCUCGCUCUCGGAAGCCCUUGGUGUAUGCGAUCUUGGCGGCCACGGCAGUGGAGCUGCGCCGGCUGGGAGCGCCUCUGGCGGGCGCGACGGUGCUGAUCGCGGUGGAGUGUUACAUUCGGCCAGGAGAGACGAUGGUUUUGACCUGCAAGUCGUUCUUGGCUCCGAACGAGCACGCUGUCCAGAGCUGG
Messenger RNA from Prorocentrum cordatum, 4186 nucleotides. The record is from the annotation of a GenBank genome assembly. NCBI's taxonomy places the organism in Eukaryota, Dinophyceae, Prorocentrales, Prorocentraceae.